UUUGAAAAUUUUAAGAGUGGUGACCGUGAGUUUGUCUAUGAACGUGCUACAUGCUUUGCAAAAUGUGGACAGGAUGCCAUCAAAAAAUCCUGCAACUGUUUAUGGGAAGAGAGCCCUUCAUUUGAUGACAAUCAUACAUCAUAUUGCAUUAACAUGAACUUGUCUAGCAAGUCACUCAAAAAUAAUACCACAUGUCUACAAAAGGCAAUAAGGGAGUUGAAACCUUUCAAAUUCAAGCAUCAGUGUUCUCACUGCAAAGAGAAAUGCAGCACAUAUAGGUAUCAGAAUUCAAUCAGUCAAUCUGUAUGGCCAGAUGUCUCAACACACCUUGGAAUGUACAAGCAAUAUAUCCAAAAUAUUACCACAUACAAGGAGUUCUUCACAGAAUAUGAAGAACUUCUGACAGGUAAAGGGAAAAAUCUUAACAUGGCAGAGAAAUACACAAAGCUGAGAGCUUAUAAUGGUGUAAAAGAUAGCUUGAUUAAGCUUGAUGUUAUGCUGAACAGUAAGGAUGUUCUGACAUAUGAACAAAAGAAAAUGUGGACACUUGUUAGUCUCUUGUCAUCGUUGGGGUCUACUCUGAUAUUUGGAAUAGGGUUCACAUAUUUCGCUUUUGCUGAGAUAUUUGAAUGCAUAUUUUACAUCAUUAAAAGUUGCUUCAGGAGAGAAAUCAGAGAUGUUCAGAGAGACAAUGUUGAUAUAAACUUGAAGAAUGUUGGUGGAAGGUUCGCUAGUCAUAGAAUGACAAUGUAACGUAUGUGGGACAUCAGUAAACAUUGUACAAGAGAUUUGGCAUCUGUAAGACAUUGUACAAUAGAUGAGAUAUCAGUAUGGCAUUAUACAAUAGGUUGAGCAAUAGUAUGACAUUGUACAUAGUAGUGAGGCAUCAGUAAGACAUUGUUGAGAUUGGACAUCAAAUUGACAAUAUACAAUAGAUGAGAGGCCAGUAUGGCAUUAUACAAUAGAUGAGA
Owenia fusiformis is the source of this 971-nucleotide messenger RNA. Lineage: Eukaryota; Metazoa; Annelida; Polychaeta; Sabellida; Oweniidae. The record is from the annotation of a GenBank genome assembly.